AUCUGUCAUGAUGUUGCCAUUUUUUGUCAUUUUCAUUUCAUUUUACCCAUGAUUUUAUUUAUUUCAGCGAAUUCGGGCGUAAAUGAAAUUCAGUCUUCAGUUUUACAACUACAGCACCUAACUGUUUUGAAUAAACGAUUUCUUCAAUGUCCGAGGUACUCUUCUAAUUUGCUUCUCCAUUCAUUAAUCAUAGUCGCCGACAGACUACUUGAAGCGCUUUCUUUCCGAUCACAAAACAACAAAUUUCCUCGCUUCAGUGUCGAUGGGAUCAUUGGCCUGUACGUUUCCGAUAAAGACGGUGUUAUCAUGGCUAGUGUUUCAUCAGAGGACAUGCCAGAUCAAGCAAUACAGCCGUACGUAGCCACCACAUUCCUCAGCUCAAUCCAGCAAUCAAGCAAGUUGGAAAUGGGAGCGUUAGAAUGGAUGGUUACACGUUAUGAGUACAUGGUGAUAUGUCAAUUCAACUACGCGACUGCCCGACCACCACUGCCCCUUUUUCUAACCAUUGUUGGAUCAAAUAACUGUGAUUUGGGUGACGUAGAACCCUGGACGGUGACCAUGGGACUGCCUACGGCUUCGAAUGUUUGUGACUGCGUAUGCUCUCUCAAGCGCCACCGAGCCUCUGGUCCGGAUGACCUCCCAUCCGCAUUAUUCAAAGAUGUGGAUGAAGUCCUCAGUCAGUACUUGUCUGACCUAUACACCUGUAUUUGGGGAAAGGAGUCUGUUCCAGACAACUGGUAUGUGGUCACCUUCCCUACACAACGUACUACUCACAAGGAUAAUGACAGUACAGCUGUAACACCCUUUCGGUGCCUAGCUGCUAUGUCACCCGAAGGAAGCACGAUGGUUGGAAUACUGCCAGGUUGCCCAAGCCUAGACAGAAGUCUAGAUACAGAGGUUGGUUUCGAAACACUGACCUUCCGGUCUGUAAAUUCGCGCUCUGACCACUUCCAUCUCGCCCAUACUACUCAAAGUUGCUGGAAAGUUCACCAUCCCAUGUCAACGAAACAUACCGUGAUAUCUCGAAUAUCAUACCAACUUAAACAUGAGUUGGUCUUUGUGCGGUAA
Molecule: messenger RNA, 1068 nt
Organism: Opisthorchis viverrini
Lineage: Eukaryota; Metazoa; Platyhelminthes; Trematoda; Opisthorchiida; Opisthorchiidae
Exons: 6
Coding region: 49-1068 (339 amino acids)
Biological process (GO): positive regulation of TOR signaling; cellular response to amino acid stimulus
Cellular component (GO): Ragulator complex
Source: RefSeq, a predicted model, not a curated record